Hypoxylon trugodes is the source of this 1048-nucleotide messenger RNA. RefSeq lists its product as uncharacterized. Bases 219 to 536 code for a protein of 105 amino acids. NCBI's taxonomy places the organism in Eukaryota, Fungi, Ascomycota, Sordariomycetes, Xylariales, Hypoxylaceae. The record is from RefSeq and is a predicted model, not a curated record. The transcript is spliced from 2 exons.
AAUCUAUUUCCAUUCUCAUUAUUCACUUACCUAGGGAUCCUAUUAUAAUACCUACAUAAACUACGACUCACUACUAGACUAACCGUCGCCACCUAAAACUUAGUCGCAUACUAUUUUUAUUUUUAAUUGUCUUCUAUUCUAACAAAAAUUGCGAUUUCAACAUAUACUUUACGUAUCUAUACCUUUCAGAGACAACCUAACAAAUAAAAUCCGAAGUCAUGGCCUGGAGAAGCAAAUCGCCUGUUCAAGUCGAGGCCAAGCCCUCGACAUUUAGCCAGUUACUCCCACUCCUAAUCCUCCUCGUCUUUCUCGGCGGUGCUGCUUUCGUCGGUUACCAUAUCUACCUCAGCGUCGUUCAGAUUCGCGACAGUACCGAGAAGCGCAUGGCCAAGAAGAACGUGGUCUUCACCAAGGAUGGUCUCAAAGUUGGCGUCAAGCACGUGGAACAAGAGAACUACGUUGAUGCCACACAGAGUUGGGUUGUCAAGGCCUGGAAUCUAGGGAGUAGCGCUCCAGCGCCCGUCAAGAGGAGAUAAGGAACGGAAGGGGGGAAGCGAGGUCGUGAACUCGAGGACGAGAAGCCGAUACUUGUUGUCGGAUGUAUACCAACUUCAUUUCGUGCGGUACCGGAGGCCUCCUUUAGGGUUGUACAAUCCUAGUGGACCUCUGAACCUCUUUAUUUAUUCUACAAAACCACUUGCGCCCAUGGAAUUACGACGAGUCGCGAAUCCGAUAACACCUAAAUCAACACCAUGAACGUUGUUGAAUCGGAUAUACUCUCUAUGACUGCGGAAAAUGGAUGCGCAAGAAGGUUCUUUACGAUAUACGAUGAUACCCUGGCUGAUGGUUGGGCGGAUGUUAGGGGGUAGAGGACCACGGUGUUUCUAGUGUUGCUUAUUUACUGUACCAACAAAACAAGGCGUUUACAGCUCAAAAAAUAUCUUUAAGAUUGUGGCUGUCGGUGCGGCCGCUUCCGCAUUGUUCAACCAGCAUCAGACUAAUAUAUAACAAACAAAUGUCGUGGUGGACUUUGUACUACAAAUACCAC